AUACUGUACAUACAUGCGCUCAUGAUGCAGACCCUCAAUCCCUUGCGAAACGGUGGCUGGAGCUGCAGGGCAUUCACCCCAUCGGCGACGGAUUUGCAGCCUCAACUCAGGAACGCUGCGACGAGUGUUUUGCUUCAGCGCACAUCAUGUAGAAAGCUAAUGAUUAGCACGAGGUGUCGGUAUCAGGAUCCAUCGGCUCCAGCGGUACCAACCACCCCAACCGCCCUCACCCUCGCUGAAUCCGUUGAGCGGUUGGCUGUGACGCCGGUAUUCCGCUCCACCCCCUGGGAGGCGGAGCGCCUGCAGCAGCAGCAGGACAAACCGCAGGCCUGCCUGCUGAUCGUGAGCGAGAGCGACGUGUGCCGCUCCGUGCUCGCGGCCGCUUGCCUGAGGCAGCUGUUGGAGCAGGAGGAGGAGCAGGGCGGGACACUGGCGGGCAGGGUGGUGCUGGACACAUGCGGCACCCGCCCUUACAACCUGGGUGAGGGACCCGAGCCGGCCGCCGCCGCAGCAGCAGCAGCGCUGGGCCUCCAACUGCCACCCAACCACGCCGCCAGCCUCUUCGAUCCAGCCCAUCAUCUAGUGUCGUACGAUUUGAUCUUGGUCAUGGAUAAGUUUACAGCUGGAGAUGUGAUGCGAGAGGUGUCCUCAUUCGAGCUGGUAAACCGCAACACUCAGUUUUCUCAUAAGGUACGGCGCUUGGGUGAAUUCCUGUCGCCGGCGGCGGCGGCUGCAGCUGCGGCGGAUGAAGCGACCCAUGGGUCGUUCGGGUCGUCGGCGUCUUCUUCAUACGGCGGCGAAGGAGAUGUGCACGACAUUGACGAUCCGCUGUACGGCAAUGUUGGCGGAGAAGAAGAGGAGCGGGCGGUGUUGCGAGCUGCCCGGACCAUCCAGGACUCGUGCCGGGGUCUGUUGGCCUUUCUGCGGGAGGUGCAGGAGGAGUCGCAGCAGCAACAGCAGCAGCAGCAGGCUGAGGAGGCGGAGGAGGAGGCCGCGGAGGAGGAGGUGGCAUGUGAGUUGCCGCUGCCCGGCCAGGCGCCCGUUUGCACCUCCCUCGCCGCCACCUCAGACACAGACACCGAAACAGACAC
Messenger RNA from Astrephomene gubernaculifera, 1091 nucleotides. Lineage: Eukaryota; Viridiplantae; Chlorophyta; Chlorophyceae; Chlamydomonadales; Astrephomenaceae. The record is from the annotation of a GenBank genome assembly.